This is a messenger RNA of Xenopus laevis (African clawed frog), 3352 nucleotides long. It is a transcript of the gene araf.S, whose product is annotated as A-Raf proto-oncogene, serine/threonine kinase S homeolog. The coding region runs from base 94 to 1881 and encodes 595 amino acids. The transcript is spliced from 16 exons. The record is from RefSeq and is marked provisional. Gene Ontology annotation, biological process: MAPK cascade; signal transduction. Gene Ontology annotation, molecular function: nucleotide binding; transferase activity; ATP binding. Gene Ontology annotation, cellular component: cytosol; mitochondrion. NCBI's taxonomy places the organism in Eukaryota, Metazoa, Chordata, Amphibia, Anura, Pipidae.
GGGGAAGGAAAUUGGAGGCACUUUGGCAACCGCCCUCCCUUCUGAAGUCGGCGGCUCACUGACAGCUGGGGGCCCCGAUAAUCCAAGGAACUAAUGAUGCCCACUCAGCAAGAAAGCUCCCGGGGAGCCUCGGUCAGUGAAUACCCAUAUGCAGAGGGCAAGUCUGGGGGGACAGUCAAAGUUUAUCUUCCACACCAGCAGUGGACAGUGGUGAACGUGCGGCCUGGUAUGACAGUUUAUGAUUCUCUGGACAAGGCACUGAAAAUGCGAGGUCUGAGCCAGGAAUGCUGUGCUGUGUAUCGCCUUAUACAGGGCCGGAAAGCCCUGACAGAUUGGGAGACAGAUAUCACACCCCUAGUGGGAGAGGAGCUGAUGGUGGAGGUUCUGGCAGACGUUCCUUUAUCUAUGCACAAUUUUGUCAGAAAAACACAUUUCAACCUCGCGUUUUGUGACUUCUGCCUUAAAUUUCUGUUCCAUGGCUUUCGCUGUCAGACAUGUGGCUACAAGUUUCACCAGCACUGCAGCAGUAAGGUGCCCACAGCCUGCGUGGAUAUGGCCAAACUCCCAAAGCCUCUGACGCCACUGAGUUAUCAAGACUUCCAGUCAUAUUAUGAUCAUCCCCCCGUCCACACACCCCUCAGUCCCCAGCCGCCCAGCCCCCGGACACAGCACCCUGGAUCCGCAUCCUUUUCAUUUCCUGUCGAGGGACAGCCACUGCAGCGGCAUCGCUCCACCUCCACCCCCAACGUUCAUAUUGACAGCACCACUGGCCCUGUGGAUAACUCCAUCAUCGAGGAGGCGCUGAGAAGUGCUGCAUUAACACCUGUUGAUGGCCCCCCCAAGAGUGCCCAGCCUCUUGGCAGUAAAUCGCCUCAAACAAAGUCGGCCUCUGAGCCAGCGCGAGAGAGGAAGGCGUCUGCGUCUGAUGAAAAGAAGAAAGUGAAACAGCUUGGUUACCGCGACUCCAGUUAUUACUGGGAGGUGAAUUCCAGUGAGGUGAUUAUCCUAAAGCGCAUUGGCACAGGCUCGUUUGGCACUGUGUACCGAGGUAAAUGGCAUGGAGAUGUGGCUGUGAAGAUCCUAAAAGUGACCAAUCCCACGUCAGAGCAGAUUCAGGCUUUUAAGAACGAAAUGCAGGUUCUCAGAAAGACCCGGCAUGUCAAUAUUCUGCUGUUUAUGGGCUUCAUGACUCGUCCUCAGUUUGCCAUCAUUACCCAAUGGUGCGAGGGAAGCAGUUUGUACCGGCACUUGCAUGUCAUUGAGACGCGCUUUGAUAUUUUCCAGCUGAUCGACAUUGCCCGACAAACAGCACAAGGCAUGGACUAUCUCCAUGCCAAGAAUAUUAUCCACCGGGACCUGAAGUCAAACAACAUCUUCCUGCAUGAGGGCCUGACAGUGAAGAUCGGUGACUUUGGCUUGGCCACAGUAAAGAGCCGGUGGAGUGGAUCUCAGCAGGUGGAGCAGCCUAGCGGAUCUAUUCUCUGGAUGGCUCCAGAGGUGAUCAGGAUGCAGGAGAGCAGUCCCUACAGCUUCCAGUCAGAUGUAUAUGCCUACGGGGUGGUUCUGUAUGAACUCAUGGCUGCAGUGUUACCCUAUGCUAAUAUCAACAACAGAGAUCAGAUCAUAUUUAUGGUAGGACGUGGUUACCUCACUCCUGACCUCAGCAAGGUGUCCAACAACUGUCCCAAGGCAAUGAAGAGGCUUAUUGUAGAUUGCCAGAAAUUCAAGAGAGAGGAGAGGCCCCUUUUCCCACAGAUCCUCUCCUCCAUUGAGCUACUGCAGCGAGCGCUGCCUAAAAUUGAGCGCAGUGCGUCCGAACCUUCCCUGCAUCGCGUCGUUAACUCAGAGGACCUCAACCCCUUCCGACUUGUGCCUCAGUGAUGGCCGCUCCUAUCUGCUGGGUUGUUAUGGGGGGGGGGCCCUCUCCCUGCCAACUGCUCACCUGUCACCUGUACACCACCCAGGGUGCAGACAUUUCUUGGGACAUGUCUACCAGGUGCCUCAUAUAGGAAAGAGGGAAUUGUAAACUGUUUGUGGGUGUCAGGAUUGUGUUUCUUCUGCUUUAUACUGUGUCCCACUGGCCCGUGCUCGGCUGUGGUGUCUAACUGUGACUUUAUCUCAGCUCUGCAAGGACAUAAAGGAUUCCUCCAUUGGAUAACUGAGUAUCAACUGAAUCCUUGAGAGUCUACCAGAAUGCUAGAACUUGCCUAUUGGGCCUAUGAAGGGAACUUGCCUAUUGGGUCAUUGUAAUGAUAUCGGGUGCACAGGCAGGCCAAAAAGAAACAGACUGCUCAAAAUGCUAUAGGACUUGGCCCACCCAUAUCAAGUGACCAGGACCCCUUCCAGUGCCAAGUGCAAUACUGUAGAUCAGGGCAGUGUAGCUGGAAGUCUGCAGACUGAACUUUUUGCCCCCUCCCCAGUCUACCAAAGGGGGUUCACAGACUACUUAGUAUAUCCUUUGCCGCCCAACAUAGGGUACAAAGGAGAAUCCGCCAACUAUUGGACAGCACUGCUGUAUGUAAUGAUAGGAACAGUUUCAGGGCAGCACAGGUUUAAGGAGUUGGAACCUCUGCUGUUUGAAUUCUGGCCACACACUUUAAAGGACAGUUGCCCUUCAAUUCUGCAGCUUGUGAGCUCUUUGCCUGCACAUAUCUCUGUACGGAUGUAGGCCACGUGCCUAGAAGGCUAUUGGCACCCUGGCAACGGGUAUGUUGGUCUGCAUGGAGUUUAACUCCGAGUAGAACUAGUCUUUCCCCACCUAUGGCAUAACAGGAGGGUUGGGGGAAGAUGGCCUUAUUGUCCCAAUAGUGUGUGCAGUUGAAUGAGGUGCCUUUAGAACAAAUAAGUGUUUGUCUUCUCAUGAUCUGAUUCUGGUGCCGGAUGUGCUGUCUAUGCUUCCCACUCUCGAGCCAAUGUUUUCCCCAAUUCAAUCCCUUGUUGUUGCCAUAUUUGAUUGUGAGCUCUCCGAUACAGCCCCCUGCCUUGGCUCCUAACGAACCAGGAAUGCAGCGCACUUUGACACACAAAAUUUCUACGGAUAUUUCUUAGAGACAUUUAUUCUGCAGGGGAGGAAAAUAUUGUUGUAAGAGGCAUCCAUCAUCUCCUGUCACAUGCAGCUAUUUAUUGCUUGCAAUGAAACGUGCCUCAGCAGGACUCACUUGACACUGCUGCCCCGCAUACGGAACAUUUCUUUCUUCUCUGCCAAUCGGGAGGCCCAACCUGGAUUUUAUACUCAACAAACCUCAUUAGAUCAUUGCGACUCGUAUGGUGAAGGAAAUAGGUGGGAAAUUGCAUUUGAAUAUAAGGAUGUGUAAUAUAUAGUUUUAAAUAAAGAUAUGUUUGGUGUAAUCAU